AAAGAAAAGAGAGACUGGCAUUUUUAAAUUUUUUUAUCCUUUUUAUUCUCUUUAUCCCAUGUCAAAGAGCGAAAGGAAUAGGACACAGAGCUUAGAGUAUGUAAUCAAGUCUGGUAUAGCUGGUGGUAUUGCCGGCUGCAUGGCAAAAACAAGCGUAGCGCCUUUAGAUAGGAUAAAGAUUCUUUUUCAGUCUAGAAAUCCAGCUUUUGAGAAAUAUGCAGGUACAUUUACAGGUGCUUUCAAGGCAGGUAGAGACAUUUACAAGAAUGGCGGUCUCUUGGGUCUGUUUCAGGGUCAUUCGGUCACUUUAUUGCGUAUUUUUCCUUAUGCAGCUAUUAAAUUUGUUGCUUAUGAACAAUACCGAGCAUUACUGAUGCCUACAAGGGCACAAGAAACACCUACAAAGCAGUUUAUAGCUGGCUCGUUAGCUGGUGUUACAUCUGUGUUUUUCACUUAUCCAUUGGAUCUUGUGCGUGUCAGACUAGCUUAUCAUGUAAAAGAAGUUGGGAGCAGUCGACCUACACUCACAACAACCAUUCAACAUAUCAUUAAAGAGCCUGCAGCCCUUCAUUUUCCCCCUCUCAAUUUUUAUCGAGGCUUCUUUCCUACAGUAGCAGGCAUGAUACCCUAUGCAGGUGUUUCCUUUUGGACAUAUCAUAUUAUUACACAACUAUUUCGAUUCAACCCUAUAAUUUCACCUUAUACAAAAACACCUUUAUCUUUUCCGGCCGAUUCUCCAGUGACAUCCAGUCAACAACGAUUAUUAGAGAAGCCACCCUUGAAGACAUGGGCAGAACUACUGUGUGGUGGAUUAGCAGGUCUAGUAGCACAAACAAGUAGUUACCCGCUCGAGGUCAUAAGAAGACGAAUGCAAGUAGGCGGUUUGUUGAACCCACACAAGUUUGUAGGAUUUAUGGAUACAACAAAAGAGAUAUAUCGUGUAAAAGGUCUAAAAGGAUACUACGUUGGGUUGAGUAUAGGCUAUAUUAAAGUGGUACCUAUGGUGGCCAUCAGUUUCGCUGUAUAUGAACGAAUGAAGCAACUUUUAGAUAUUUAGAUAUACAAUAAAUGUCUUUAUUUGGUUUUAGUUUUUCUAUGUUAAUAGUCAAUCAAAUGUGUUUAAA
Molecule: messenger RNA, 1124 nt
Organism: Gilbertella persicaria
Lineage: Eukaryota; Fungi; Mucoromycota; Mucoromycetes; Mucorales; Choanephoraceae
Product: ADP,ATP carrier protein
Exons: 6
Coding region: 59-1057 (332 amino acids)
Biological process (GO): transmembrane transport
Source: RefSeq, a predicted model, not a curated record